Vigna unguiculata (cowpea) is the source of this 432-nucleotide messenger RNA. RefSeq lists its product as uncharacterized. The record is from RefSeq and is a predicted model, not a curated record. NCBI's taxonomy places the organism in Eukaryota, Viridiplantae, Streptophyta, Magnoliopsida, Fabales, Fabaceae.
AUGACCGAAGCAGAGGCGGCAGGUUCAGGUAACCUCGUAAUGGGUUAUUGUGUGAUUUCUAGGAUGAGAUGCUGCGUGUUAUAUGAUUCUGGAGUGACACACUCCUUUGUGUCAGAUGCUUGUGUGAAAAAGUUGGGUCUGUCGGUGUGUAAGUUGCAGUGUGAACUUGUGGUAUCUACUCCGACAUCGGGUUUGGUCAGGACGUCGUCCUUGUGUGCUAGGUGUCCUGUGGUGGUGGAAAGACGCAAAUAUAGGGUGAAUCUGAUAUGUCUACCUCUCCAAGAGUUGGAAGUGAUCCUAGGGAUGGAUUCACUCUCUGCCAACUGCAUUCUUAUAGACUGUCGGGAGAAGAGGUUGUUGUUUCCCGAUUCAGAGGAGCUCGAGUUGGUGUCUCCUCAAGGGGUGGUGAGGGAGAUUCAGAGUGGCGCGUAA